Drosophila guanche is the source of this 633-nucleotide messenger RNA. RefSeq names its product transcription initiation factor TFIID subunit 13 (gene Taf13). Gene Ontology annotation, biological process: transcription by RNA polymerase II. The coding region runs from base 93 to 509 and encodes 138 amino acids. The transcript is spliced from 3 exons. The record is from RefSeq and is a predicted model, not a curated record. Lineage: Eukaryota; Metazoa; Arthropoda; Insecta; Diptera; Drosophilidae. Gene Ontology annotation, molecular function: protein heterodimerization activity. Gene Ontology annotation, cellular component: transcription factor TFIID complex.
GAAAACGUCACUGAAACACUGACGAUUUUACCACCACUGGGCUCCUAUGUAAAAACAACAAAAGACUUUAAAUUUAAUGAAAACAAGCCAAAAUGGCCUCAAACAGCAUGCCUGAAGAGAAUUUCGAGGGCGGAGACUUCAACUUUGAGGACGACGCCGAUGACGAGCAAUUGGUGGCAUCGAGCACAAAUUCUGGAAGGAAGCGCCUCUUUAGCAAAGAGCUGCGCUGCAUGAUGUUUGGCUUUGGUGAUGAUAAAAAUCCCUAUACCGAGACAGUGGACUUGCUCGAAGAUCUGGUCAUAGAAUAUAUUGCAGAGACGACACAUCGUGCCAUGGAGAUUGGGCGGACAGGUCGUGUGCAAGUGGAGGAUAUCAUAUUUCUGGUGCGCAAGGAUCAGCGCAAAUACGCCAGGGUCAAGGAUUUGCUGACGAUGAACGAGGAGCUGAAAAAGGCGCGAAAGGCCUUCGAUGAGAUCAAGUACGUGGGCAACGAGGGAAAACUCAAAUGACACAGGCACAAGCAAACCAAGUCCAGGCACACCCGCAGCCACUCCUAGAGUUAAGUUUAGUUUAGAUUUAAGAUGAAUGUGUUCUUUAAUACUGUAGCAAUAAAUUAAUCAAAAUAGUCCUCAA